This is a messenger RNA of Aspergillus versicolor CBS 583.65, 1342 nucleotides long. RefSeq lists its product as uncharacterized. The transcript has a single exon. The coding region runs from base 222 to 1061 and encodes 279 amino acids. NCBI's taxonomy places the organism in Eukaryota, Fungi, Ascomycota, Eurotiomycetes, Eurotiales, Aspergillaceae. The record is from RefSeq and is a predicted model, not a curated record. Gene Ontology annotation, molecular function: N-acetylglucosaminylphosphatidylinositol deacetylase activity. Gene Ontology annotation, biological process: GPI anchor biosynthetic process. Gene Ontology annotation, cellular component: endoplasmic reticulum.
CUGACAUGAGACUGAAGACAUCCAUGAUCUGAUAUAGAUAUGACCAUUGACGGAAAAAUGUUCAAUUUUCACAUCAUUAACUCAUUCCUGACACACGUCAAUAAUCCGCUUCCAGAGGACAUGAAAGGUAUAAAGUAGAUAGCAAUACCACGGUGUUUUAUACAAUCAAACUCAAUCCCUGCAUAACCAUCCUAUCUUAUUCUUGAUACCCAUUCACCAUCAUGUACUUCCGCCCCUUCGUCACCUCCCUCGGACUUCUAGUCCUCACAGACUCUCUCGCGGCCGCCGACCGCGCCCUCAACUUCGCCGCCCACCAGGACGACGACCUCCUCUUCAUCAACGCCCAAGUCAUCCACGACAUUGACCUGCAGAAUGAAGUCCGCACCGUCUUCGUAACUGCCGGCGACGCAGGUCAAGGUUCAGAAUACUGGACCAGCCGCCAGGCCGGCACACUGGCCGCUUACGCCGAGAUGGCGGGCGUCGGCAACGACUGGGACGAGAGCGACCUCGGCGUCCCCGACAAGGUCGUGGCCUUGUAUAACCUGCGCAACACCGAUAUCUCUGUUGCCUUCAUGCACAUCCCCGACGGGAACAACGACGGCAGCGGUUUUGAGGCUACAGGCAACGAGAGUUUGGAGAAGUUGUGGAAGGGCGCUAUUGAUACCAUCGGCACUGUCGAUGACUCUGGCACCAGCUACACCAACGAUGAGCUCGUUGAUUCCCUGGCGUGGAUCAUCAAUGAUUACAACCCUGACCGCGUUAAUGCGCUGAACUAUAUUGAUGACUUUGGUUCUGUUGGGGACCACAGUGACCACACCGCCAGUGCGCUCUACGCUAACGAGGGUGCUAUCAAUGCUGAGAACUUCCCUGGUGAUGUGAUCGGCUAUAUUGGAUACGAUAGCAAGAAUCUGGACGCUAACCUCAGCGAGGAGGACCUGCAGAAGAAGAAGGAUGCGUUCUAUACCUAUGCUGCUUAUGAUUCUGCUGCUUGUGCGAGUGACGAGGCCUGCGCGGGCACCGAGUAUGAGCUCUGGUUGCAGCGCGAGUAUCCCCGUAACUAGACUCCUAUAACUAGACGUCGUUUGUAUUUGUUGGUUCUUUUUGGUUUUCGCGUUGUUGUUGCUGGGUGUCCGGACUGCGUGUUGCUUGUUGAAUGGGUUGAUUUAUGUUGCCAUACCUAGUAUUGUUUGCAAUGAUAAUCCUAUCUGUUAUAUCAAUAGUUUCUACUGCAAAAUCCCCGUGGGAUAAACCUUGCCGUCUGCUUCGUAUAUACUACAAGCACAUCAAGUAAGCAGAUAAGUUAACUACUUCUACGCAGAACGCCGAAGUAAUCCAGCAAAAU